This is a messenger RNA of Aricia agestis (brown argus), 759 nucleotides long. RefSeq names its product alpha-crystallin A chain-like. NCBI's taxonomy places the organism in Eukaryota, Metazoa, Arthropoda, Insecta, Lepidoptera, Lycaenidae. The transcript has a single exon. Gene Ontology annotation, molecular function: protein folding chaperone. Bases 46 to 696 code for a protein of 216 amino acids. Gene Ontology annotation, biological process: protein refolding; response to heat. The record is from RefSeq and is a predicted model, not a curated record.
CGGCCGCAGUUUAUAACUUACGAGUGAGAAAACCGUACUAGGAAAAUGUUUUCGCCGCGAACGAUCGCGAUUUUUGCGCUGCUGGCCGUCGCCGCCGCCGGGCCGGUCGCCGACCGCCCCGCCGACGAGACGCUCCCGCCGGAGUUCGAGGACUCCUUCCCCUGGUUCUUCCCCUUCGGCGGCAUCUCCAGCCUGAAGAACUUCUUCAACCCCUUCCUCAAGUGGUUCCCGAGCUUCGGCGAGCUGGGCCCGCGCGUGCAGGUCACCGAUGACAACUUCCGCGUCAUCAUCAACGCGGAUGGCUACAGGAAGGAGGACCUGAAGGUGAAGGUGAAGGGUGACUAUAUCAUCGUGCAGGGCUCGCACGAGGCGAAGCGGGACGACCACGACCUGUUCGCGAGCCAGUUCUUCAACAGCUACAGCCUCCCGGCCAACGCGAGCGCCGCGGCGGUCACGGCGACGCUGACGAGUGAUAACUUCCUGGUGGUGGACGCGCCGAUCAGCGAGCAGGGCGCGGAGCCGGCGGAGGGCGAGCGUCUGGUGCCCAUCGUGGAGAGCGGGAAGCCCCUGGAGAGCGAGGCGACGACGACGGCGACGGCGCCGGCCGGCCCUACCAGCCCCGCCCCCGACCGCGAGGAGGUCACCGACCGCGACAACGACAUCCCCCACGGCACCGAGAGCGAGCUCGCCCCCUAAAGUGAUAUUAUAGCCAUAAGUAUGUAUUUAUAAAAUAGUAUUGUAAUAAAUGUUUUUUUUAAU